Molecule: messenger RNA, 904 nt
Organism: Hibiscus syriacus
Lineage: Eukaryota; Viridiplantae; Streptophyta; Magnoliopsida; Malvales; Malvaceae
Product: probable glutathione S-transferase
Exons: 2
Coding region: 9-743 (244 amino acids)
Biological process (GO): glutathione metabolic process
Cellular component (GO): cytoplasm
Molecular function (GO): glutathione transferase activity
Source: RefSeq, a predicted model, not a curated record
CUCCAAUUAUGUUAUAUAUUUACUCUUCCCGCUGUAUCAAUCCACCGGAUAUUCGAUCGAUUUCCCCUAUCAUGACGGCCGUGAAACUGCUAGGAGCAUGGCUCAGUCCGUACUGUUGCAGAGUAAUCUGUGCUCUGAAACUCAAAGGCAUACCUUACGAAUACGUCGAAGAAGAUCUCUUAAACAAGAGUUCUUUGCUUCUUCAGUAUAAUCCAGUUCAUAAGAAGAUUCCGGUGAUGGCUCAUGGCGGAAAACCAAUCUGCGAGUCCAGCAUCAUCCUUCAGUAUAUCGAAGAAACUUGGCCGCAAAAUCCCUUGUUGCCGAAUGAUCCUCACGAGAGAGCAAUUGCUCUGUUUUGGAUUAAAUUUGCCGAUGAUAUGACUACUUCAGUAGCAAUGCUUUACCUAACCACCGGCGAAGAACAAGAGAAGGCGGCGAAGGAGUGCUUGGAGAUGUUGAAAACCAUCGAGGAACACGGGCUGCUUGACGGCAAGAAAUUCUUCGGAGGAGACAAGAUAAAUAUGGUGGACAUUUCAUUUUGUGUGGUGGCUCACUGGCUUGGAGUUAUCGAAGAAGUAACGGCGCUUAAAGUAUUUGAACCACAUAAGUUCCCUAAAUUGAACUCGUGGAUCCUAAAUUUCAUGUCAGUCCCUGUGAUCAAAGAGAGCUUGCCUGAUACUGAGACGAUGCUUGCUUUCUUCAAGGGCCGGAGAGAGAUGGUGUUGGCAUCAGAAUCGAAUUAGAGACUAGGGAUAUUUACUGCAUUUGCACCCCAUGCAAGUGUUGCAAGGUUUGGUAAUUCUAUAUGCUUAACUUUGAUAGUUUGUUUUGAUUACUGAAUUAUAGAAAGUUGUAAUUAUAUAAUUAAUGUUUUGAAUAUAAUUUUUAAUAAGCGGAUUGCUAA